AUGGUCAAAUUCUACGAAUCCUCUUACUCAUACGAUUACUCCUUCCCCGCCGUCACCCUCGCCUACUUCCUUCGCUAUCCCAAUCCCCAUAGCACACAUGUGCUCUCCACCGAUGUCAUAUCGCGCACUGUAGACCCUCAAACCGGUCGCUUGCGCACUCUGCGCAUCCAUCGCAAAUCCACACGUCUGCCCUCCGCAGUCCUUAAGCUCCUACCCAAGAGUGUGCUCGGCAACGUGAGGAGUGAUAGAAGCGAAUCAUAUAUAUUAGAGACGUCGGAAGUGGAUAUCAAAGAAGGAUGGAUGACGACGGAGAGUAGGAAUCUGGAUUGGACGGGGAUACUGAGUGUGGUGGAGCGACAAAGUUUUCAAAGGGCAGUGGUGAAAGAGGAGAAGGAGGAAGAGUUUAGUGUAGGGCCGGGGAUGACGGGUGUGAGGACGCAGGUUAGGUUUCACAGUCGACUUGGGGAUCGAUUGAGAGCGAUGAGGAAGGCUGGGGAGGAGGAGGGAGAAGAGGAAAAGAAGGGAUGGUUGGCGACUUGGAGUACGAAGGGGGUGCAGAGGAGUAUUGAGGCGAUUGCGAGUAGGAAGACGGAAAAUCAGUUGGGGAAGAGUAAGGAGGGGAUGAUGGUUGUGUUGGAGAGAAUGAGGAAUGGUGGGUUGGUGGGGGUAUUGGAUGGGAUGAGGAGGGAUAGGGAAUUGAUGUUUGCGGGUUUGGAACGAUGA
Molecule: messenger RNA, 723 nt
Organism: Sclerotinia borealis F-4128
Lineage: Eukaryota; Fungi; Ascomycota; Leotiomycetes; Helotiales; Sclerotiniaceae
Source: the annotation of a GenBank genome assembly